This is a messenger RNA of Nymphaea colorata (pocket water lily), 4849 nucleotides long. Its product is annotated as DNA repair protein UVH3. The record is from RefSeq and is a predicted model, not a curated record. Gene Ontology annotation, cellular component: nucleus. Gene Ontology annotation, biological process: nucleotide-excision repair. Bases 136 to 4779 code for a protein of 1547 amino acids. Lineage: Eukaryota; Viridiplantae; Streptophyta; Magnoliopsida; Nymphaeales; Nymphaeaceae. The transcript is spliced from 15 exons. Gene Ontology annotation, molecular function: DNA endonuclease activity; single-stranded DNA binding.
ACAGAAAACUUCUCAGAGUUUCUUCGGAGAGAGUCGGUGCGACGCGGCAACGUUCGUUUCGAUGUCUCUUCUUGGCGCCAUGAAACCAAUCACCUGAAGCUCCUGCUCCUCGUCCUCUCUCUCUCUCUCUCUCCAAUGGGAGUGCAAGGCCUCUGGGAGCUUCUUGCUCCGGUGGGUCGCCGAGUCUCCGUGGAAACACUUGCAGGAAGAAAGCUCGCCAUCGACGCGAGCAUAUGGAUGGUGCAGUUCAUGAAGGCGAUGAGGGACGAGCGCGGAGAGAUGAUCAAGAACGCCCACGUUCUGGGGUUCUUCCGUCGGAUUUGUAAGCUUCUCUUCCUCCGGACCAAGCCCGUGUUCGUAUUCGACGGCGGCACCCCGGCCCUUAAGCGCCGGACUGUCAUCGCCCGGAAGCGGUUGCGCGAGAAGGCCCACGCCAAGAUCCGGAAGACGGCCGAGAAGCUUUUGCUCAGCCACCUUAAGGCGCGGAAAUUGGAAGAAUUGGUGGAAGAGAUGAAGAAUCGGACGAGCGGCAAUGACGAUCCUAAGGGGAAAGGUGUCAUCGACGGGGACGAUUCAGUGCGAGAGAGUUCCAAGGGGGCACGGGGUAUUCCUAAUCAAGAAACCCUAGAUGCAAUGCUGGCAGCAUCCCUUGCUGCAGAAGAGGAUGGCCGGUUUGAUGGGAUUGCAUCUACAUCUGCUUGCGGAGGCAUUGAAGCUGAAGAUGCAAGUGACGAAGAGGAGAUGAUCUAUCCGGUAGGUCAAGGAAAAGUUGAUCCAACAGUUUUGGCUGCUCUUCCUCCCUCGGUGCAAUUGGAUCUUCUUGUUCAGAUGAGAGAACAACUAAUGGCAGAAAACAGGCAGAAGUAUGAAAAAGCAAAGAAGGCACCAGAAAAAUUUUCUGAGCUGCAAAUACAAGCUUAUCUAAAAACUGUUGCAUUUCGCCGAGAGAUAGAUGAAGUUCAAAAGUCUGCUGGUGGAAAGGGAGUUGGAGGCAUUUCAUCUUCCCGGAUUGCUUCUGAACCAAACCGGGAAUUUAUAUUUUCGACAUCCUUUACUGGUGAUAAACAACUUUUGACAUCAUUUGGAGUUGAUAACGAUAGAGGUAUUAAGAAUCCAACUGAAGGAAACAAUUUACCAGCUUCAGCUGCUUCUGGACAUGUUUCUUCUGCAGCACAAGGAAAUAGUGCUAGGGCCGUCGUUGGUGAUGAAUCUGGGAAAGGUUUUGGUUAUGGAGUUGAAACAUAUACAGAUGAGCAGGGGCGGGUUCGUGUAAGUAGGCACAGGAGCUUGGGAAUCCGUAUGACACGGGACUUGCAAUGGAAUUUAGAUAUGAUGAAAGAAAUGGAGAAAAGAAAUAUAAGUGAAGCGGGUAAGUUGACUGUGAAUGCAGAAGGACCUGUAGGGAGAGAAUGUCCUGGAAACGUGCAUCAUUCAGGUGGUACCCUGGAGGAGGGCAGUGGACUUAGACCGGCUAACUUGGAGAAGGUUGUCGAACAACUUACGGAAGGAAGUAAUCAUUGUUUGAUGGAAACUCCUAGUGGAAGCAGAAGCCCUCUCCAGAUAUCAUUCUUCGAAGAUGAACUCAAUGAUGAUGAUGGUGAUCUGUUUACAAAUUUAGUUGCUGAUACUGUAGCUUCAGAUGAUCAUUUGGAAAACGUUCAUCCAGCCACUGGUUUGACACAUCCUGAUCCUGUUUGUUCUGCAAGUAGGAGCAUGGAGCACCACCACUUACUGAAUAGCCAGGAUCUGAAUGAUGGUGUAAGAAUGGAAAGUUGUAACAAGCAAGUAGCAGUUAAAUGUAGUAGUGAUGAUGAGGAGGUGGACUGGGAGGAUGCACCUCCCCAACAUCCGCCCCCUCCAGUUGACGAUGCUUCCAGAGCCAGCAAAGAAGAAGAAGCUGAUAUCCAGGAAGCAAUUAGGCGAAGUCUAGAUGACUAUGGAGUAAAAACCUCCAAGGGCCUUAAAUGUAGUAGUGAUGAUGAGGAGGUGGACUGGGAGGAUGCACCUCCCCAACAUCCGCCCCCUCCAGUUGACGAUGCUUUCAGAGCCAGCAAAGAAGAAGAAGCUGAUAUCCAGGAAGCAAUUAGGCGAAGUCUAGAUGACUAUGGAGUAAAAACCUCCAAGGGCCUUGAAGUUUCAAAUUCAGAAUUUCAAAGUAGUCAGGCUGAUGAUAAGAAGAUGGGUCUUUCAUUAGAUAGCUCCAUGGAUGUUGAUAAUUCUACUGAAGCGUCUGAGAUUGAGACAUCCAAGGACGCAAGGAAAGAACUGACAUCAUUGAAUUGUAUUAAUGGAUUUAAAAGGGGCACCUCUGAUUCUUCUGAUACAGUCUUGGUAUCAUCAAUUUCACGUGCACCUAGAAUUGAUAAGAAACCAUGCUUGCUUGAUGAUCAAUCUGAAAUUUGUCAACCAUCUGAAGCUUCAACUGGAGGUGAGAUGACUUUUGAGAACAGGAUUGCUGUACCAGAUGGAUUUAUAGGCGCAGUUCUUAGUCCACCUGCAACCUCAGAAUCACAAGAAACUGAGAUGGAGAAAGAGCAUUUUCUUGAUGCUAAGGUAAGAGAAGGGUCAGCCUUGAUGAGAUCAGUAAAUGAUGCUUCUACAAUUAGCUCUGAAAAGUCAGGGAAUGUUGUAAGAAAUGCCUUGGAUGCUUAUGUGGAGAGUGGCUUGAAAAAGGAUUCUUGUGAUGCUCCUUCUCUCACUUCUGAAUCAGAAAUUUGUUGUGUUCGCUUGCAUGAGCAUGCUCAUAGCGAGGCGGCUAAUGCUGUCUGUGAUGAAAAGCUUCAUGAUGAUCUUGUUGUUGAAGAAACGGUUAUCCAACCAAGCUUAGGUGAUGAAAUGGCACGUUUGAGACAAGAGCAGAUGAGUCUAGGAGAUGAACAGCGAAAGCUUGAAAGAAAUGCUGAAUCUGUAACUAAUGAAAUGUUUUCCGAGUGUCAGGAACUACUCCAAAUGUUUGGUCUGCCAUAUAUCAUUGCACCUAUGGAGGCAGAAGCACAGUGUGCUUAUAUGGAGCUUAUAGGUCUUGUUGAUGGUGUUGUAACUGACGAUUCUGAUGCUUUCUUGUUUGGAGCUAGAAAUGUGUACAAGAAUAUAUUUGAUGACCGCAAGUAUGUAGAGACAUACUUCAUGAAGGACAUAGAGGCUGAAUUGGGAUUGACGAGGGAAAAACUGGUUCGCAUGGCGUUACUUCUUGGAAGUGAUUAUACUGAAGGUGUCAGUGGCAUUGGUAUUGUUAAUGCAAUUGAAGUAGUACAUGCAUUCCCAGAAGAGGAUGGUCUUCAGAAUUUUAGGGAAUGGUUUGAUUCUCCAGACCCAUCAAUUGUGGAGAAGGUACAUUCUGAUAAUGGAAAGGCUUCAAGGAAGAAAUCAUCAAAAGAAAGCAGCAGCAGCGAUGACUUUAAAGCCAAUGCAGAUACCUUCGCAGUUGAUGAUAAUGUUCUUCAAAGCCAUCAGAAUGAACUCCAUGAAAGCAGUAUCCCAAAGCUGAAGGAGAUAUUCAUGGAAAAGCAUAGAAAUGUGAGCAAGAACUGGCAUAUGCCACCAUCCUUUCCAAGUGAACCAGUCAUAUCUGCUUACAUGUCUCCACAAAUUGACAAGUCAUCAGAACCCUUCUCAUGGGGGAAGCCUGAUCUCUCUGAACUUCGCAAGUUGUGUUGGGAAAAGUUUGGGUGGGCUAACCAGAAGGCAGAUGAAUUGCUCCUUCCUGUUUUAAAGGAGUACAACAGACAUGAGACACAAUUAAGGUUGGAGGCUUUUUAUACGUUCAAUGAGAGAUUUGCAAAAAUUCGUAGUCAGAGGAUUCAAAAGGCAGUUAAGGGUUUGACUGGUAAAAGAUCAUCACAUUUGAUGGUUGAUUCUGGAACCGUGGAGGAUGACCGUGCCAUGGCUUCUGAAGGAAAUGGUGAUUCUGGUGCAAAGGAAAUUAAGGGCUUUAAUAGGCAGUCUGUGAAGCAAGCAACUGGACGUGAAACUAAAAGUAAAUCCGCACGUGCUGGGUUGGUGGGAUCAGAAGCUUCUGCAGAGCGUGAAGAUAAAUAUGUCGUUGGUUCCAGUGAUUCUGUCGCAAACGAGUGGAAGGACUCCCACAGGCAAGCUUUGAAGCAGCCAAACAUAAGUGGAACCAAAAGGAAGUCUGUAGAGGCUGGGCUGGUAGGAUCAGAAACGUGCAGUGAGAGUGAAGAGUGUCAAAGUAACAAAAUGAAAUCCCCAAAACAACGAAGAGGAGUCAGGGGCAAGAUGCAAAAGAAAUAUGCUGGUAAUGCCAAUGUUGAUCGUUUUCAAGAUGUUAAAGUUAGACAACUGUCCAACCCACGGCGAUCGGGGAGGUCUCGGAAGCCUGUGGUGUAUUCGGUGGAUGAUGUAGAUAGUGAAAGUCCUUCAUCACAGGAAAAAUACAACCAUCUGGAUGACACUAAUCAAGAACCUUUCUCCGAUGAGGACUUCGGGAAGAAGGAUUCUGCUGAAGCUCGUCCGGAUGACAACAGUCCCAGAGAGUACCUGUUCACAGGGGGUGGAUUCUGCUUAGAUGAAGACGAUUCAAAUGUGUCUGAUCUAAACGAGAUUUCUCACGAGAAGUUGCUAGAUGGUGGUCCAUCUAUCAUCUCCUCCGUGGAUACCGAGCAAAUUGAGGUAGAAAAUUUACAGAAACAACAGGAACUUGGUGGAGAUCCUGCUGCCUGCAAACCUGGAAGCAAUGAAACAACAGAGCUUCAUACUCUCCAAUCUGAUGUCAAUCUGAGGGCUCUGCCAUCCUUGAGAAGGCGAAGAAAACCAGCAUAAUCUGUAUAUUGUCUAGUAAAAUGCAUGUGACAUACGUAUAAUUAUUGAAUAAAAGUGCAAUAACAUACUA